AUGUUCGAGGCUGCGCAACGCGAGGGGCAGGACAUGCAGCAGCAGGCAGCGGCCGCUGGUGUUGCUGGCGCUGCUGCCAUCGACAAGUACUUGAAUGGGAGCGGCGAGCAGCAAGCGCUGGUGGCCGGCGUGGCCGCUGUAGCUGCGGUGGCCGCUGUUGGAGGAAGUCAGCAAGAGCAGAUUGAGGCAGCCGCAGCUGCCAUUAUUGCUGAAGGAACCCUGCAUGGCCUGACACCGACCAAGAUCUCAGAGCUUGCUGGUCUACAAGGCCUUCAGAUAGGCGAUCAGGUGGACCAGACCGUAGAGGCAAACACAUCAGGUAUGUUCUGGGGAAUCCUCUUGACAGCGAUAAGUGCCAUUGCCGUGAUCCUGGCCGUCGUUUGCUAUGGAAAGCUGCAUAGAUCCAGGGUGAAACAGGCACAAGCCUUGCGUCAGGCAACUGAAGAGGCAAAGCUUGCGGAGCGGAUGCAAGACAACUUCGAUGCAGCGCGCGCCAAGAUCUGUGUGAUGCUGCCCAAGCUCGAGCCUGGCCAAGGGCCGCCUGUGGCUCGCUUCCAGUCCGUCGUGGAGGGCAAGAAAGAGUUCAACUUUGCCGAUGACGUCUUACCUGGUGAGCGAGAAGCACCACCCGAUUCUUUCCGUGGGAACAACUGGGGUGAGGGAGAUGUUUUCUCCUUAGAGGUCGGCGGGGAGGUGACUUCGCCACACCGGAACUCGACCUCGACUACCGGAAGCAGGCUUCCGCAGUCUCCUCCAGCGACAGGCAAUCCAUCAGCCAUCCAGAACGACUUUUGGACGGCACCGGAGGUGGGUGAUGACGAGCUGCCCACAAUAAAGCCCAGCAUACGGCUUCCAGGAGGCGGGUCAGGCAAACUACUAGGUGACGAUGAGUUCUCGGUUGGCAAAGCUCAACCACCCUUUUCUCCAGCCAGCGGGGCUAGCGUUGUCAGCCCAAGUGGCCGACGUGUUUCGAGAGGCCUCUGA
Molecule: messenger RNA, 984 nt
Organism: Symbiodinium natans
Lineage: Eukaryota; Dinophyceae; Suessiales; Symbiodiniaceae
Source: the annotation of a GenBank genome assembly